GAUCAGCUCCUGAUCACGCGUCCCUUCCCAUCCGAUUGGUCAGAGUAUUACACACCUUUACAUAUGAUUGGCUAAAGCGUGAUCCCUGCCCUCGCCGGGUAAAACGUAGUCUGAAUGGAGUUGGGACGAGAAAAUGCAACAUUUACCAGUUUCAUUUAGUUUCCGGCGUAAACUGGUGCUGAUAACUUCGCGGUUACAUUGUAGCUUGGAAAACUAUACAUUCAUGCGACAUCUGAUCAUAAAAAAGACCGAAGAUGCUUAAUUUCACAGCUUCGCCGUUCCAGCAGUCAGUUGAUCCAGAAGAAGCAAUGGAGUGUGUCACUAGGACUAGGCACAACAGUGAGUGCUCCUGGAGCAGCAUCACAGAGAAGGGGGACAUUGAGGCAGUCGAGGCCCUCAUGUCCAUGAGCUGCAGGUGGAAACCAGGCCCUAAGAGGUACUCGGAGCUCAGGCCCCUCACACCCUCUUCUGACAUGUCAGAGGAGAUGGAGGACACUCUGAUGCCUGGCCCAGAUGAUUUUCAUGCUUCGCCAUUUUGCAUGACACCACCCUACAGUCCUCCAAACUUUGAGAUGUCUCAGCAGUGUGUGCAGACAACACCAGCGCCACAGACAGUCCCAUCUAGAAUGCCUGAAUUAGGAAAGCCCAUUGCAGUCAAUGUGAAUUCAUCCCAGGGUGAAAGGCAUUCAGUGGAGACAUCAGCUGUGCCGGUUAAACAACAGAAGGCUCAGGCAACAAGUGUUAUUCGUCACACUGCAGACGCCUUUCCCUGCAGCCGCAGUUCCCUUCCAGUAAUGAUAGAGAACACUCUUGUAGAACAGACAGAUACGUACUGGGGUCCAUCCCAAAAGAGCAGCAGUAAAGAGAAAAAGAGACUGCCUUGUGCAUCAGUACUUCCAAUCAGAACAUUGCCAGCACACGGCAGUCAAAAUCCGGCAUUGCAGCAGCUUGUAUGUUCUUCUCCAGUUAUUACACCAUCUGCAAUGGCUGGGCCCCUAUCUGCAGCUAUGAGCUUGCCGCAGGGCUCUGUAAUAGUACCCUCGUCCUCAGUGAACCCUGUUGGAGUCUCUCCAAUGCCUGUCAUUUGCCAGAUGCUCCCUGUCCCCUCUACAGCCAAUCCCUUGGUCACUGCCAUCGUGGCUAACACUCCUGCCAGACAGCAGGCAGCCAUGUGCCAGCCCUUGAUGUUUAUGGGAACUGCGGUCCCGAAGGGUUCCAUCAUGUUUGUUGUCCCUCAUUCGGUGAUUCCCAAGCAGCUAACAACGACCCCCAACGGCACCAAGCUGUCCCCAAUCGCUCCUGCCCCAGGGUUCAGCAUCCCGGUGCAGAAGAUGACCCCCCAGACUGACCAGUCAAGGAUCCGCAGUCACAUCUGCAGCCAUCCUGGUUGUGGAAAGACCUACUUCAAGAGCUCCCACCUCAAGGCCCACAUGAGAACACACACAGGUGAAAAGCCCUUCAGCUGCAGCUGGGAGGGAUGCGACAGGAAGUUUGCCCGUUCAGAUGAACUGUCCCGGCACCGCCGGACUCACACGGGUGAGAAGAGGUUUGCCUGCCCAAUGUGCAACCGGCGCUUCAUGAGGAGUGACCACCUCACCAAACAUGCGCGUCGCCACUUGUCUGCCAAGAAACUACCCAACUGGCAAGUGGAAGUGAGCCGACUCAAUGACUUCAUUAUGUACCCUACAUCAGCACAGAUGCCAGAAACACACUGUGAUGUAAAGACUAACGCUUAGGUUCUGCAGUUCACUGUCGCCAGGCGCAGAACACAAAACAUCACCAGAAGAAAAAAAAAGACUACGUGUAGAGUUAUUUGCACUCUGAACUGGCAAUGUCUUAUAUUUGCACACAGAAGGAGAAGAGAAAUGCUCUGAAAAUCACUUUAUCCCUAAAAUCUAUAAGCUGUAAAAUAAAACUGUACAUUUACAAUGCUUUGUAAGUUUUUGUUUUCUUAUUGGUAUUUAUUUGUUAUUGAAAUAGUACAAAUCUUUGGCAGAAAUUAAAGUUUGCAAAGGGGAAGAGGACUAUAGCUGCCUAUGCUGAUUUUUGUAAAUUAUGACCAAAAUUAAUUUAAACUGCUUGCCAUAAAUGUGAUGGAAUGCCCUUUGGUUUUUAAUUGGGAAUCUGCUGCUGCAGGAUCAGUGUCAUCAUCCUUAGCGCCUUUUCAUUCACAGUGAAAUAUUGCACAGCCCUGCUUCUUUGCUGCUGUGUUUUCAUUUUAGGAAUGUAUUGUGGCUUAGAAUCCAAUUGUAACAUAUGUCGAUUUUGAUUCUAAAAGGUAUCAAACUGUUUAAACCUUGGUGUAUACAAAUAUGUGUCAGUAGCAAUAUUUCUCAUUAUACCUUUAAACGUUACCUAAACAGUGCUUGCAAUAAAUCCGGUGCUACACUCAUUAGGAUAAUGCAAUUGUGAAAUAAAUUGCACCCUUUUUGCAAUUUUGCAGAGGUUUCUCUUUUCAAACUUUAUAUUUCUUGUUUACAAAAUGAAUAAAAAAAUAAAUAAUUUUAUAUGAAAAUAAUUAUG
Acipenser ruthenus (sterlet) is the source of this 2523-nucleotide messenger RNA. RefSeq names its product Krueppel-like factor 10. NCBI's taxonomy places the organism in Eukaryota, Metazoa, Chordata, Actinopteri, Acipenseriformes, Acipenseridae. The transcript has 4 exons. The coding region runs from base 255 to 1736 and encodes 493 amino acids. The record is from RefSeq and is a predicted model, not a curated record. Gene Ontology annotation, molecular function: DNA-binding transcription factor activity, RNA polymerase II-specific; RNA polymerase II cis-regulatory region sequence-specific DNA binding. Gene Ontology annotation, biological process: regulation of transcription by RNA polymerase II.